AUGGCCGGCCUAAGUACCAAACGCCUCCGUAUCGGCGUCGACGUUGGCGGCACCAACACAGACGGCGUAAUCAUCGACCCGACGCAGUCCACGUCGUCGCCCAACAAGGGCAUCCUGGCGCACCACAAGGCGCCGACGACCACGAACCCGAGCGACGGCAUCAAUGCGGCCAUCACGCACAUGUUCACUGCGUCAGACCCGCCCAUCAACCCAGCGGACGUCGCCUCGGUGACGAUCGGCACGACGCACUUCGUCAACGCCGUCGUGGAGCGGGACGCCGCGCGGCUGUGUAAAGUGGCCGUCCUCCGGCUCGCGGGCCCCUUUGGCAAGCAUGCGCCGCCGUGUGUGGACUGGCCGGACGACAUGCGCUACCUGGUGCUCGGGUACUGGGCCAGCGUUGAGGGCGGGCUGGAGGUCGACGGGGUGCUCAUCCGGGACCUGGAUGAGCUUGCAAUCAGGGAAGAGUGCCUGAUUAUCAAGGAGAAGGGCAUCCGGGCCGUGGUUGUCAAUGGGGUCUUCAGUCCUAUCGACACGGUGUACCGGCAGGAGGAGCGGGCCGCCGAGAUUGUGCGCGAGGUUCUUGGCGCAGACGUCGAUGUGGUGCUGAGCAAGGAGGUUGCAAAUCUUGGCUUCCUGGAGAGGGAGAACGCCGCGAUCCUCAACGCUGCCAUCUUGCCGUUUGCGCGCAGGACAAUCAGGUCGUUUCAGGAACCGGUGCGGAAGCUCGGGUUAGACUGCCCCGUUUUCAUCACGCAGAACGACGGCACCCUUCUUGCAGGGGAGAUUGCUGCGAGGCUGCCCAUCAGGACGUUCAGCAGCGGGCCGACCAACUCGAUGCGCGGAGCGGCCUUUCUUAUACAGGGCGAGGAACAACAGGAAGGCCAGGCCAUGAUGGUGGUUGACAUCGGCGGGACAACGACAGAUGUCGGGCUGCUUCUCGCCAACGGCUUCCCGAGGCAGCAGGCGGCUUACAGCGAGCUCGCUGGCGUUCGGAUGAAUUUCUCAUGCCCCGAUAUCAAGAGUAUCGGCCUCGGAGGCGGGUCGAUUAUCCGUAAAGGAGCAAACGGCAGGCCAACGACGGUAGGCCCGGACUCUGUUGGGUACAAGCUCACAGAAGAAGCGGUCGUGUUUGGGGGGAGCGUGUUGACGACGACGGAUGCAACAGUCCUGGCCAGACCUGACGUUAAAGUCGGUGACCGGUCCCUUGUUCAAGGGAAGCUGUCCAGUGCUGAGCUGAGCGAGACCAGAGCCAUCAUCAAGCAGAAGCUAGAGAAGGUUAUUGAUAUGAUGAAGACUUCUCCGGAGGACCUGCCUGUACUGCUUGUCGGUGGAGGAGCUGUGAUAUCUCCGGAUGAUCUGAAAGGUGCAAGCAAGGUCCUGAAGCCCCGUUACUCGGAAGUGGCCAAUGCCAUUGGAGCAGCCAUGGCGAGAGUCAGCGCCGUGGUUGACACGGUAAAGUCCACCGAGAGCAAGUCGACACAAAAGCUUUUGGAGGAGAUCUCUGCGGAGGCCGCCGAGAAGACAGUGGCCGCUGGUGCAUCACGAGAAUCUGUGAAAGUGGUCGAGAUGGAGACCCUGCCACUGCAAUAUAUUGCAAACAAGACACGCUUCAUCGUCCGUGCUGCCGGUGAUUUUGACUUUUCCAGGACAGACCUCGCCAUGGUCCCACACACAAGCGAUGAAGAGUCGUCGGCUCUGAACAACAUGGACCAGUAUGAGAAGAAAGCCCAAACGGACGGGGACACACCUGGUAGUAUCAACGGCGCGGAAAAGCCAGAACAUCAACGAAAGACCAUGGACAUCGAUCCGAGCACAUACCGGCCAACUGUCAAAAACCGCGUCUGGUUCAUCAACGAGAACGACGUAACCUGGAUCAGCACAGGCUGCUACAUCCUAGGCACCGGCGGCGGCGGCUCCCCCUACUCGCACAUGGUCCGACUGCGCCAGCUCCUGCGCGCAGGCGCCGUCGUGCGCGUGGUCUCCCCCGACGACCUACAGGACACAGACCGAGUCGGCUGCGGCGGCGGGAUGGGCAGCCCGACAGUGGGCAUCGAGAAGCUCGCGGGCGACGAGAUGAUGCAGGCGCAGGCGGAGCUGGCCAAGGUGCUGCGGGCCGACGGCCGCGCGACGCACAUGAUCGCGCUCGAGAUCGGCGGCGGCAACGGGCUGCAGGGCAUGAUCCUGGGCGCCUCGGCCAACAUGGACCUGCCCUGCGUCGACGGCGACUGGAUGGGGCGCGCGUACCCCACCAAGUGGCAGACGACGCCCGUGGUGUUCAACGAGCGGCAGCCCGUCUUCUGCCCGCUGUCCAUGUGCGACGGCAACGGCAACACCAUCAUCAUGACCAGCGCCACGUCGGACCUGCAGGUCGAGAGGGCGCUGCGGGCUGCCAUCAGCCAGAUGGGCUCGCACGCCGGGUGUGCGGAGGGGCCUGUGUCUGGCGCCGAGACGAGGCGGUGGGCCGUCGAGCACACCAUAUCUGCGGCGUGGAGGAUCGGCAGGGCCGUCGAGAAGGCCAGGCGGGCGAACAUGGUUGAUGAGGUUGCGGAUGAGAUCGUCAAGGAGGUUGGGGGGAGUGGCGCGGCUAAGGUUCUGUGGAAGGGCAAGAUAGUGGGUGUCACGAGGACACUGAGGAUGGGACAUGUCUAUGGGGAGUGUCUGAUUGAGGGCAUGGACGUGGCCGAGGCCAAGGAAGGGGAUACUGGCGCCUUGAAUCGUAAGCCGGGCAGAAGCCGGUUCGAGGGUGUGAUCAAGAUCCCGUUCAAGAACGAGAACAUUGCUGCGAUCAAGGUACACAAACAAGACAAGGAGGACGGUGACUACGAGGCUCUGGAGAAGCAGGAGGAUGUUCUCUGCAUUGUGCCUGAUCUGAUCUCGGUCAUUGAUGCCCAGAACGGAGAGGCUAUUGGGACUCCGGAGUAUAGAUACGGCCUUCUUGUCACUGUUCUGGGAAUCGCCGCAAGCGACAGGUGGACAGGCUCCGAGAGGGGUGUUGAGAUUGGUGGCCCAGAGGGAUUUGGCAUACAUCACCUGAAGUACCAGCCACUUGGCGAAUUUGUCAAACCUGUCAGUGUGAUAGACGAGUUUGACACAAGGGGCUAA
Molecule: messenger RNA, 3102 nt
Organism: Diaporthe batatas
Lineage: Eukaryota; Fungi; Ascomycota; Sordariomycetes; Diaporthales; Diaporthaceae
Exons: 1
Coding region: 1-3102 (1033 amino acids)
Biological process (GO): glutathione metabolic process
Cellular component (GO): cytosol
Molecular function (GO): 5-oxoprolinase (ATP-hydrolyzing) activity
Source: RefSeq, a predicted model, not a curated record